GUGGGACAGAAGCACUGUGAUGCAAGAGUGAGGUUUUCACUUUCCAUUCUCCUCUCAGCAGCAGUAGGAGAAGUCCACGCUGACGCACAACAGAAGUGCCUUGCCUGAAGCCUGUAGCUGUGUGGACCUUCUAGACCACACCGGGAGCCCAAGGACUGCCAUCCCUGCCAGCUGAACCUUCUGAUCCCUGGUCCCUGGUGGUGCCCCAAUCCUACCCAUAAUCCUUCCCUGCCAGCUGAACCUUCUGAUCCCUGGUCCCUGGUGGUGCCCCAAUCCUACCCAUAAUCCUUCCCUGCCAGCUGAACCUUCUGAUCCCUGGUCCCUGGUGGUGCCCCAUCCUCCCCAUAAUCCCUGCCAGCUGAACCUUCUGAUCCCUGGACCCUGGUGGUGCCCCCAUCCUACCCAUAAUCCUUUCCUGCCACGUCUACCACCUCUCUGGAACUGUCUCGGCUCCCUUGUAGCCUGACUGUGACAAUACAUAGGAUUUUCUUCCUUCUGUGUGGGUGAGAGGGGACUGUCCUCCCGCUGUCCCUCCCUCCACUCCGCCCCCUGCUACCUGCUCCCUCGGCACAACAUGGGCCAACACGAUCAAUAAUGUGUUUCGCCAUCCAUCUCGCCUGACAGUUCAGCUGAGGAAAGUGAGAGAGAGAGGAGUACAGAAGUUGGAACCACCUGUACAAAGCAAGCUUUCGUCAGUGCCACCAGCCCAGUGUCAGGCACUGGAGGAAUCUCAUCAGCCCCAGUAACAGGUUCUUAGGAUGGGCAAUAGAUCCUAGCAGAGGUCCUAGCAGAGGUCACAUCCAAAAACAGGCCUCGGAUAGAAAACACCUUUUGAUUGGCUUGUUUCAUUUUGAUUUCUCUCAGUGACAUUAGAAACAAACUUUCAUCACACAUUCUGAGACAUCACGUUCUGCCUGGAUAUCCGUCGCUCUUAAUCGGCUACUUCUGCCUGGUUCAAAAUGGCGGUAAACCUGACACCUAUUAGGGACACAAAAUGGCUGACUCUGGAGGUGUGUCGUGAGUUCCAAAGAGGGACGUGCUCGCGACCGGACAGCGAGUGUAAGUUUGCCCACCCUGCCAAGAGCUGUCAGGUGGAGAAUGGACGAGUCAUCGCCUGCUUUGACUCCCUCAAGGGUCGUUGUUCCAGGGAGAACUGUAAGUACCUACACCCUCCUCCCCACCUGAAGACCCAGCUGGAGAUCAACGGUAGGAACAACCUGAUCCAACAGAAGAACAUGGCCAUGCUGGCACAGCAGAUGCAGCUGGCCAACGCCAUGAUGCCCAGCACACAGCUACAGACUACAUGUAUGCCGGUCCCCAUGUUCUCUGUGACGCCCAGCCUUGCCUCUAAUGCCAGUGCUGUCGUGGCCGCUGCGUUUAACCCUUACCUGGGCCCGGUGUCGCCCGGCCUGAUGCCCACUGAGAUCAUGUCCAGCGCCCCGGUCCUGGUGACCAGUAACCCCAACGUCUCCAUGCCCUCUGCUGCUGCUGCUGCCGCUGCACAGAAACUCAUGAGAACAGACAGACUGGAGGUGUGUCGGGAGUACCAGAGAGGUAACUGUACGGGGGAGAAUGACUGUCGCUUCGCCCACCCCUCAGACAGCACCAUGAUAGACACCAACGACAACACGGUGACCGUGUGUAUGGACUACAUAAAGGGCCGCUGCUCCAGGGAGAAGUGUAAAUACUUCCACCCUCCAGCCCACCUACAGGCCAAGAUAAAGGCUGGCCAACACCAGGUCAACCAGGCUGCUGCCGCAGCAGCCAUGGGGCUCUCACCUGUUUUACCUCCAUUACCAAAGAGACCCACAGUUGAAAAAGCCAACGGUGCCACUGCCAUGUUCAACGCCUCCAACAUGUUCCAGUACCAACAGGCCCUGGCCAACAUGCAGUUUCAGCAGCACUUUAUCCCAUCAGUACCCAUGAUGCACGGUGCUACGCCCGCCACUGUGUCUGCAGCCAACUCCUCUGCCACAAGUGUUCCCUUUGCAACCGCAACAGCCAAUCAGAUUCCAAUAAUAUCUACAGAUCAUCUUACGAGUCACAAGUAUGUAACUCAGAUGUAGAAGUCUCUACGAGAACAAUGAAACUGGAGUGUGCUGGUGUUCCAUCCGCCCCAGACAACAGUUCACCCUUCAUGCCUGUAACCACAGAAAUAGAAUAUUUAGAAUAGAUUCUAUGUCUAUGCCUGUAAGCAUAGACAUAGAAUCUUUAGAAUAGAUUCUAUGUCUAUGCCUGUAACAUCCAGAACACCAGGAGACUCCAACCACCUGUAAACUGUAGUGGUUCUGACAUGCAUGCUACUCAAAGAGAUCUAGUUUGUCAUAAGGUGGUGAACAUGUGUAUUCUACACACACCAUACGGACAACAGCACCUCCUACACAGAGAGGAACUAUGUCAUCUACAGAACAUUACAGCCUGCCUUUAUAUCUGUGGAGGCGUCAUCCAUUAAAACACCGGACACACUUUGAAUGUCAACAUGAGGAGAUAGUCACAGCCACUAGUUUGGUAUGGCAGCAGACCAAGACUCUCUUUUAUGUUAUUUUCAGUUUGUUUUUCUUUAAUUUAUAUGAUUUUUUCAUGGUUUACACAAAACAAAGUUGCACCUUGUAUUUUAAACAAGAAGGGGAAAUGACGAGGAAUAGUAACUAAUUGCCAUAUUAGACUGAAAGAAUUGUGCAUGGCUUGUUUGUAGAUGAUCUGGUUCUUUACCAGACCAACUUGGUUGAAAUGGGUUAGUGGGCUUGGCGCCAUAAGGACAGCUGAAUGUUGUGGGUUUAGUACACCUUUGUGUUUUAAAACCCAUCCCAGCUUUACUAGAUAAGUUGCAAGCUCCACUUAAAGCCCAUCCCAGCGUUACUAGAUAAGUUGCAAGCUCCACUUAAAACCCAUCCCAGCUUUACUAGAUAUGUUGCAAGCUCCACUUAAAACCCAUCCCAGCUUUACUAGAUAUGUUGCAAGCUCCACUUAAAACCCAUCCCAGCUUUACUAGAUAUGUUGCAAGCUCCACUUAAAACCCAUCCCAGCUUUACUAGAUAUGUUGCAAGCUCCACUUAAAACCCAUCCCAGCUUUACUAGAUAUGUUGCAAGCUCCACUUAAAACCCAUCCCAGCUUUACUAGAUAUGUUGCAAGCUCCACUUAAAACCCAUCCCAGCUUUACUAGAUAAGUUGCAAGCUCCACUUAAAACCCAUCCCAGCUUUACUAGAUAAGUUGCUAGCUCCACUUAAAACCCAUCCCAGCUUUACUAGAUAUGUUGCAAGCUCCACUUAAAACCCAUCCC
Oncorhynchus keta (chum salmon) is the source of this 3282-nucleotide messenger RNA. RefSeq names its product muscleblind-like protein 1. The record is from RefSeq and is a predicted model, not a curated record. Gene Ontology annotation, molecular function: metal ion binding. Lineage: Eukaryota; Metazoa; Chordata; Actinopteri; Salmoniformes; Salmonidae.